GCGCGGCUCUCUAGUGGAAUGGGAAGGGCAUCGGUGAGUUCGGCUGUCUUGAUUUACCAGCCGGGAACUGAAUAGUUCAUACUUCUAUGUUUCAAGAUGAUGCAUUUCCUGUUGCUGUUCAGUCGCCAGGGGAAGUUACGUCUGCAGAAGUGGUUCCUGCCCCUCCCCGAGAGAGAAAGAAAGAAGAUUGUGAAGGACAUGACCGCUAUGGUGUUGGCACGGAAACCCCGCACAUGCAACUUCCUGCAUUGGAGGGAUCUGAAGAUUGUGUAUAAGAGGUAUGCCAGUCUGUAUUUCUGCUGUGGUUUGGAAAACCAGGAUAAUGAACUUAUUGCUUUAGAGAUUCUGCACCGCUAUGUGGAGCUACUCGACAAAUACUUUGGCAACGUAUGUGAGCUAGACAUAAUCUUUAACUUUGAGAAGGCGUAUUUCAUUCUGGAUGAAUUUCUGAUGGGUGGUGAGGUCCAAGAGACAUCCAAACAGUCUAUUGCGAAGUCUGUAGAGGCAUCAGAUAUGCUGCAAGAGACGAUGGAAGAAUACAUGAGCAAGCCAGCCUUCUGACUACAGCAGACGUGAUGCAAGGUGACAACAGGGAAAUAAUUCUGCCUCCACAGUUUAGGUUGUGUCCCUCGUUCUGGAAACGCAGCUUCACUGCAAGAAGCUACUGUUCAAACUUUAUCCAAGAGGGCUACUGAUGAACUUGUUUUCGCAAUGCUGGUUUAAACAUCUUUCACCAGCCCAUUCAAUUUUAAUAUAACUGAAUCUGGGUUCUAAAGGAAUUUUUGAAUAAUAUUAUGUUUUUUCAGUGUAUAGAAAUGAAUGUAAUGCUGAAUUUCAAUAUUGAUAACUCAAGCAUGCACAUAGAUUGAACUGAUAAAAUUAAAGGGAAAGUUCACCCAAAAAUGAAAUGUUUAUUUGAAGUGCCUUUUCAUGUAAUUGAACAUGUUGCAUGUCUCAGGAGACUGAAGAAGAGAAAAUAAUAUGUAUAUUUUUGAAGGAAUAUUAAUAAUGAUUUGUGAGCACACUUUGUUGAUAUUGUCUUUAUUAAAAAAUAGUUUUGAUAUGAUUUAGUCCUAGUCGAGUGUUUGUCUCAAUUUCCUCUAAUGAGAUGUCCAAUGUGCUGAAAUUACUGUUGAAGUCUGUUCUUACUUCCAGAGGGUGAACAUUUUCUGACAAACUCACCCAGGUAAAAAAACAAAAAACUAUUUGAUCAUUUACUCACCCUAAUGUUGUUCCAAACCCGUAUAACUUUCUUU
Molecule: messenger RNA, 1256 nt
Organism: Xyrauchen texanus (razorback sucker)
Lineage: Eukaryota; Metazoa; Chordata; Actinopteri; Cypriniformes; Catostomidae
Gene: ap1s3b
Product: adaptor related protein complex 1 subunit sigma 3b
Exons: 5
Coding region: 97-561 (154 amino acids)
Biological process (GO): vesicle-mediated transport; intracellular protein transport
Cellular component (GO): membrane coat; intracellular membrane-bounded organelle; AP-1 adaptor complex
Molecular function (GO): clathrin-cargo adaptor activity
Source: RefSeq, a predicted model, not a curated record